Molecule: messenger RNA, 1531 nt
Organism: Menidia menidia (Atlantic silverside)
Lineage: Eukaryota; Metazoa; Chordata; Actinopteri; Atheriniformes; Atherinopsidae
Source: the annotation of a GenBank genome assembly
CAACACUCCCUAUUAAUCACCUACAGGGCCAUUGUGGUCCUGUCCUGUAAACGGCGCCAGUGCAGGCAGGCUGACAGAGAAAGAAGAAGAGAGAAGGAGGAAGAGGGGAAGAGAGGAAGAGGGGGCAGGGUGGCUGCAGGGAGAAAGAGGGGGAUAGAAUGGUUGGGGAACAGCCGGUAUGCCCACCUCAGCUCCUACUGCGGGGCUGGGGAGCAGUGUUGCUGUCUCAGUGCUUGUCCUCCGUGUUCUCCCAGAUCCCGGAUCCUGAGCUUCUACCCACACCGCCCCCAAAGAAGCCAGACCCUGUUACUUCAGAGACCGUUGUGUUCUGGGGGCUUCGGUUAUGGCAAGUCAUUGGCAUAUUUGCCAUGUUUGCUUUGGCAGUCGUCAUCACUUUGUGUUGUAUAUUCAAAUGCCGAAUCCCAAGAACCAAAAAGGAAAUAGAGGCCAGGCAUGCACAGAGACAGGCUGCCAAGACAUAUGCCAACACGUUGGAGACAGUGCCACCUCUGAAUGAGCUGACUGAAAUUCCAGGAUCUAACCCUGGUGCCUCUGCAGUGCAAACUGUGUCUGAGCAGGUCUCAACUCAAAGUGAAAACAGCAGCAAUCUCUCAGUAGCUAGGGCCAGCGAGGAGCAGCCCAGCUCUCACUCUUUGCCAGACACGGAGUAAUGCUUUUCUCCUUUUCUUCUGCUCUUCCUUCAGACUCUUGCAUGGGUUAAUUUAUUUUACAAAACACAACUUGAAAAAGGCACAGUCACUCUUAGAAUUCCAUUUUUGUAGAUCUACUGCACGCAUAGACCAUCUAGUGUCACAGAGUUUCUAAUAAUUGCAACUAAAUUAUAUUCAAGUCAUGUUUAGCCACUUGGAAAUGUCACAUUUAAAGAAAGCACAGUUUACAAUGUUCAGACCUUUUGUGAUUGUGAAGAACUGCAAUUGUGUGUAUUAGGAAAUCAAGCAUGCAUAUGUAGCUGAAAAAUACACAUUGUGCUACUUUUCAUGGUCUGUAGUGCUUAACUGUUGAAGUUAGCCCUUUUAUAUUUUGUGAGGCACUCUUCUUCCUAAUAUGAUAAAUGAUUUAUAUUUUACCUAAUGCAUGCAUGCAUGAUCAUUUUGAAAACAAGCAACGUUACUAAGAAAUUCUGAGACAGAAAUUUGCCAUCACAAUAAGUGGUGCAAAAUACCAUGCAUGCAGCACUCUUAAUUUUUAAUGUUCCUGGACUGUUCUUUCCUGUUUUCCUGUCUGUCUGUGUGUUCUCCUCAGAUCAGGUUUGAAAAAAGGUAAUUGCUUAUACUGCUCACAGUGUAAAUGAAUCACCACUGCUGUCAGUAAAGGUUUUGUCUGCUUAAAUUAUCUCUAUCCUUUAUCUCUCCUCUGGUGUGUUUCUCCUCCCCUUGAGUGUUGCUUUGUAUAUCGAGAUUUAUCUAGCUUCUUGAUCAUGUCCAAACUUUCAAUCUUUCAGUGAAAAAAAUGAUUGAGAUUAAUUAAGAUAUGGUACGCAUUGAUUAGCUCUUGCACAAUUAAUGACUCU